This is a messenger RNA of Acaulospora morrowiae, 2024 nucleotides long. The record is from the annotation of a GenBank genome assembly. NCBI's taxonomy places the organism in Eukaryota, Fungi, Glomeromycota, Glomeromycetes, Diversisporales, Acaulosporaceae.
CCAUUCUUAAAGGGUCCUCAAGUUCGGAGGAAAUUCCGAAAGCAAAUCAAUCAAUUUUACAACAAAACAAUUUAUUCCAUCCUUUAUCAAAAUCACCAAUAAAGGAAAUAAAUAACUACGGUUCGUUAAUUAGGAAGUUUGGAAGAUGCCCGGGUUGCGAAAUUGAAGGGUUGAAAGAAAAACAAAAUCGUCCGAGUUACGAAUGUCCGGAUUGUGGAUAUCCUACGCAUUGUUCUUACGAACAUUAUAAUCUAGAUUUAGUUCAUCAUAAAACUCAUGUGUGUGAAUUGCUGAGGGAAGCAAAUGAAGAUGAACAUGAUCUAAGAAGUGGAAGAAAAAUGGUAGAAUUCGAAUUCCCAGGUCCACAACCACUUGAUGAAAAGGUGAAUAUGUUAACCUGGGACACAUUCUUUUAUACAAGAGGAUUUCCAAGCAUGGACUCUCAACGUUCAAUAAGGCACGUAUCUAAAUCGUUGACAUACCCAAUAACGAUAGCAUCAGUCUUACACGAGCAAAGUCCAUACACUACCCGUUAUCGUUUAACGAAUGAAGGAUUAAAAUCAUUAACUGCCUUGAGAAUAACGUUGCAUCCGAAACAAACCGCUUAUGACAUAAAGACUCUUCAGCCCAAGGAGGUCGUUAGAAUCUUUAUUCUUGGAGCUCGAGCAGAGGCGCAAUUACCAUUAUACCUAUACACACAACUUUCACACCUAUUCCCGGCUGUGCCAUUUCAUAUUCACUUUGUAGGUCCAGAGGCCCUUCCAAAAGGAACUGAACCACACACGACACAUUAUAAUCAUUGUCUUUCUUUCACGUGGAAAAAUUUUAUGUAUCAUGACUAUCAUGAUGCUUUGGUGCCAUUUGAUCCCUAUUUUGAUGUAUUCUUUCUUUUUAGUCCAGGAAUUGGUCAGACUGAUGGAAAACAAUUGUGGGGAAAAACAAUCAAGAAAUUGUUGCAAACAAAAUGUGCCAUUUUCAUCACCGGAUUUAAUGAAGAUGAUGUGAAAGCCGAGGUAGAAGCCAUUGAAAAUGAUGACACAUUGGAAUUCGAUUGGCUAUUAGAACCUGGAGAAAAUGUAUUUAGGAGCUUGAAAAGUGAGAUCAAUCUAGAAGAUGUGAGAAUUCGUGCAUAUUCUAAUUGGGGAAUUUUGGGGAUAAGGGGAAAAAGAUAUGAUGUACGUACGUACGAGGAGAGGGAUGAACAUGAUUACUCAAAUGCAGCGCAUUCAUCCAAUCGAGAACUUCGUAGCGACCUAAAUAAAACACCAACCAUAUAUGAGCCAAAUCUUCCAAUCAAUUUUGUUAUAGUAAGGUCGAAAAUAAAUGUUGACGCCGAUGAGAAAAGAUCACCUGUGCUCUAUGGUGAAUACUGGAAAAAAAGAGAUUUAGAUACACACUUUCAGAAAAGAGCACCGAAACAACCAAAAAAACAAGUAACAACAGUGGUAGCAGACCCUUCAGAUAAUAGCGAUAAUACUCCGGCAGACGUAAAGGACGCAAAAGCCGCAACUAAUCCUGUAAAUGUCGGAGAUACAGUUACCGCUACAAGCGGCAUUAUUGGACAACCUUCGGAUGUAUCAGCUCCAGAUGGCUCGGAUAAUCAGUUAAACGGUGAAAAAAAGCCCAAAGAUGAAUCAUCAUCGCAGGAUGGACAUGAUAUUUCAGCGGGUACUACUGUUCCCACUGGUGGCGUUAAUGCUGCUGUUCGCAAAAAGAAGCGUAAGGAGAUGACGGAUACAAUUGUUGCGACAUCGGCCACUGCAUGGGAACAACAAAACAAUACUUACAAGAAAACCGAAGAAAGCUCCAAAAAUACAUAUACAGUAAUUAAAACUUAUAUUCCAACUUUAUCUGAUGAACUGGACAUUCAACUAGGAGAUAAGGUCACCAUUCUAGAAGUAUAUGAUGAUGGAUGGGUACAAGGAAUUAAUGAUACUCGCGGGGGCGUCAAAGGUGUAUUCCCUCUCAAUUGUGUGGACAUGAAUGUUACCCCGAACAAUAAACGAUCAAGUUCUAACUUUUGA